Messenger RNA from Pogona vitticeps (central bearded dragon), 2655 nucleotides. RefSeq names its product poly(ADP-ribose) polymerase 2 (gene PARP2). Gene Ontology annotation, molecular function: zinc ion binding; NAD+ poly-ADP-ribosyltransferase activity. NCBI's taxonomy places the organism in Eukaryota, Metazoa, Chordata, Lepidosauria, Squamata, Agamidae. Gene Ontology annotation, biological process: double-strand break repair; protein poly-ADP-ribosylation. Gene Ontology annotation, cellular component: nucleolus. The record is from RefSeq and is a predicted model, not a curated record.
GCGUAGAACGUUCCCGGGAGCGCGCGCGACCCGGCAGGAACGAGGCGGUGUUGGAAGCGGUGCUUUGCAAAAAAAAUAUAUAUCCAGGAAAUUCAUAAGGAUCAGGUUAUCGCGAAAGGACUGCUCCCUCUCCACCUCGAGGAUGGGACGGAAACGCAAGGGCUCCGAAGCCCAGACUGGGGAGCCCACUGCUGCGGGGGCUGAUCUGGAACUGCGCUGGGAGUGGGAGACCGGAGGCAACCGGUGGCAGCAGUUUACGCCUGCGCAGAGUGAGGUCCUGAGCCAGGCAGCUCGAGCGGGGAAGGUUUCGGCAGACCUCGAGGAUGCCUGCGUGGACCUCCGCAGGAUGCUGCGCGAGGACAAACAGACUGGGGAGGAAACCCGCGUGGCCACCGCUGUCCGAGAGCAGGAUUCCUACUUUGUCUGGCAGUGGCAAGGGGAUCAAGAAGGCGACUGGGUUGCCUACCCGGCGGACACGUGCCUGGCCUUGCAGGCCGCCAGGAAUGGUCAGGGGGAGCCUACGAUCCACAUGACCGUCGGCCGGACACGCUACAAGCUAGACACGACCCGCAUGGUGCAGAUCAACAGCCGGACUGGCUUCGAGCGCCAGAUGGAAAUCAGAGAGUCAGAUGCUGCAGAGGCUGAGGAGGAAGGAUCCCAGCGGGGUGACAGUGUCUUGAGUGCGGAAGCUGCUGUUCCUACGAAGAAGAUUCGAAGCAGAGUCGAUGCCCCAGUGCCUCAGGGAGACGGGGAUAGCACAGAGACUGUGAAGACGCUGAUCGUGAAAGGGAAGGUACCUGUGGACCCAGAAUGCACUGCUAAGCUGGGAAAGGCUCAUGUUUAUUGUGAAGGAGAUGACAUUUAUGAUGUGAUGCUGAAUCAGACGAACUUGCAGUUCAACAACAACAAGUACUAUCUCAUCCAGUUGCUCGAGGAUGAUGGAGCACCAAACUACAGCGUAUGGAUGCGCUGGGGGCGCGUGGGUAAGCCCGGUCAGCAUUCACUCGUGGUUUGUGCUGGAGAUUUGGCUAAAGCCAAAGAUGUCUUCACCAAAAAGUUCCUGGAUAAAACCAAGAAUGAGUGGCUGAAGCGUGCUAACUUCCAAAAGGUCCCAGGGAAAUACGAUAUCCUUCAUCUGGACUACGAAGCCAAUGACGCAGGCAAGGAAGAAGGUGCGUCCCAGAAGGCAGUCUGUUCCAAGCGGGUGUCACUGCUGGAGCCUCAGGUGCAGGCCUUGGUGGAGCUGAUCUGCAGUAUUCGCACCAUGGAAGAGAUGGUGAUGGAGAUGAAGUACGAUACCAAGAAGGCCCCUUUAGGGAAGCUGACGGCCGAACAGAUCCGCGCCGGCUACCAGUCUCUGCAAAAGGUGGAGGCGUGUCUCAAGCAGAAGCAGACGGGCCGCCCCUUGGUAGACGCUUGCAAUGAAUUCUACACUCGGAUCCCCCACGAUUUUGGGCUGAAAACUCCCCCACUGAUCAACACGGAUCAGGCGUUGCGAGAGAAGACGCAGCUGCUAGAGGCCCUCAGCGAGAUUCGCAUUGGGAUCAAAGCAGUGCAGUCAGAACAGCUGGACCAGGAACAUCCACUUGACCGGAGCUACCGUGGGCUGGGCUGCGAGAUCCAACCCUUGGAAAAGGACAGUCCAGACUUCCAGGUCCUAGAACGCUACCUGUCGUCCACUCAUGCUCCCACUCACCGGGAUUACACAAUGACCCUGCUGGAAGUCUUCGUGUUGAACAAACAGAGUGCCAGUCCGGGCUCCGUCUUCCGCUCCGACCUGCCCAACAGGAUGCUGCUAUGGCACGGGUCCCGUCUGGGCAACUGGGCGGGGAUUCUGAGUCAGGGGUUGCGGGUGGCGCCGCCGGAGGCCCCCGUCACGGGAUACAUGUUUGGGAAAGGAAUCUAUUUUGCCGACAUGUCCUCCAAGAGCGCCAACUACUGCUUCGCGACCCGUGAGAAAGACGUCGGCCUGCUGUUGGUCUCGGAGGUGGCUCUGGGGGCGUGCAAUGAACUGCUGGAGGCGACUCCCGAGGCAGAGACUUUGCCGCCUGGCAAAAACAGUACCAAGGGGCUCGGCAAAUGGGCUCCAUCGCCCGCCAACAGCGUCACACUGCAUGGAGCAGUGGUUCCCAUGGGCCCUGCUGUGGAAACUGGGGCGGUGAACCCCCAUGGUUACACACUGAACUACAAUGAGUUCAUCGUCUAUGACCCUUGCCAGGUGCGGAUGAAAUACCUCCUCAAGGUGCGCUUCAAUUUUACACCGCUCUGGUGAAAAGGCGCAAGAAUGGAGGGGAUGACAACCGGUGGCUUUUUCCAUCCUGACCUCUCAAGUGCCUUCCAAGCUGAGAGAGACUCAGUCUUGGUCAACCACACUUAUCUUCCCAGUUUAAAAAAAUUGCUGACCCUUUAUUUAAAACUGGGUGGAAAAGCUAGCUUUUUAAGGGAGCUGCUACCGCUGUUCAUUCCAAGAAGACGAACGUCACUGUGCUGUGUUGGAAGGACACGUGAAGAAACCUGCCACACAAUCAAGGACUUCUGCUCCUUUUCGUAUUCAUCAUGUUGGAUCAAUUAUCUACUGUGGCGAAGACACACAAAAUAACUGCUAUCACUUUACUUUUCAGUAAAUGUGGGAGGAAAUUCCUCAUGUGGUCUCAA